Molecule: messenger RNA, 1953 nt
Organism: Ceratina calcarata
Lineage: Eukaryota; Metazoa; Arthropoda; Insecta; Hymenoptera; Apidae
Exons: 2
Coding region: 1-1953 (650 amino acids)
Source: RefSeq, a predicted model, not a curated record
AUGACCCAGGUAGAAACUUUCGAAGCGCCAGGUUUUUACUUACCCCAUCACGCGGUCGAGAAACCCUCCAGCACGACUACAAAGGUUCGAGUAGUAUUCGACGGUUCCGCCAAAACGAGUAGCAACCUUUCUUUAAACGACGUACUAAUGAGAGGUCCCACUAUCCAAGAUGAUUUGUUUUCACUGCUUCUGCGUUUUCGCAUGUAUGCAUACGUCAUGACGGGAGAUAUCGAGAAGAUGUACAGACAAUUCUUCGUUCGACCAGAGGAUCGCGCUUAUCAACGCAUUUUAUGGAGAGACGCCCAUGGACGUAUAGCUACGUAUGAGCUAAAUACCGUUACGUUCGGACUCGCAUCUGCUCCGUACCUCGCCAUAAGGUGCGUUCAUCAACUCGCGGACGAUGAACAAUCCAAUUUUCCGAUUGCGGCGACAAUCGUCAAACGAGAUUUAUACGUCGAUGAUCUCCUUACCGGGGCCGAUAACUUUAAAGAAGCGCAACGAAUACAAACGCAAGUUUGUCAAUUGUUCUGUAAAGGAGGAUUGAAUAUUCGACAGUGGGCUUCAAACGAAACCGCUCUCCUCAGGGGUCUCAGUGAAGAUCAGAUACAUCCGAAGAUCUUAGGUGAAACUGCCACGAUGAAAACGUUAGGUAUUUCCUGGGACGCACGACGCGACACAAUUCAAUACACUGUAGAAUUACCAACAAAUAGUAAGAUCAGCAAACGCACAAUUCUCUCAACAAUUGCAAAGAUUUUCGAUCCUUUGGGUUUAUUAGGACCAGUUACUAUUUUGGCUAAAACAUUGAUGCAACGUCUUUGGCAAUUAAAAAUAGAUUGGGACGAGUCUUUGCCUGCCAGCAUCCACACAGAAUGGGUCACGUACGCCAAUCAAUUGCAAAAACUUAGCGACAUGAUGUUUCAACGGUACACAGCUUCAAGGAAAUACCAAAGAAUUGAACUUCACGGAUUCUGCGACUCUAGCGAACGAGCUUACGGAGCCUGUUUAUACAUCCGCACGAUAGAUAGUUUUGGUCAUAUCAAAAUACAUCUCCUUUGUGCGAAAUCUCGGGUCGCGCCUUUGAAGACAACAACUAUCGCUCGUUUGGAAUUGUGCGGAGCUGUACUUUUGGCUUCACUUUAUUCCACAGUUCAAAAGGCCAUCGUCCACGACAUUCACGAAACAUAUCUGUGGACCGAUUCGACCAUUGUCCUCAAUUGGAUUAACAAACAACCUAGUCUGUUGAAAACAUUCGUCGCCAAUCGUGUGGCUGACAUACAGGGAAAGACUGAUCUAACGACCUGGCGCCAUAUCAAAUCAAAAGACAACCCAGCUGAUCUUAUCUCCCGAGGUUUAAUGCCUACACAGUUCCUUCACAACCCAUUGUGGCUUCACGGUCCAGAAUGGUUGACUAAGGCGGCAGUAAAAUGGCCCGAAUCGACGUUUCAAGGCUCUAAUGAUUUACCGGAAAUGAAAAAGAUGACCUGUCUUGUCACAUCAGUCGUGCAGUCGGACGAACUAUUUAAUCGGUACUCCUGCCUACAAAGGCUGAUUCGUAUCGUAGCAUAUUGUUUGCGAUUUCGUUUAAAUGGUCGCGGCACGGGUCAUUUAACUAUCGAGGAGCUUCGACAGGCGCGUCAUAAAAUUAUCAAGUUGGUGCAAUUAGCCGCAUUCGCCCCGGACAUUAAAAAUCUCGAAGCAGGAAAUCUCCAUUCAAAGAGCAAACUUCGCCCGCUCCAUCCUUUCCUUGACCAUGAAGGAAUUCUUCGCGUUGGAGGAAGAUUACAAAAUUCCACAUUACCGUUCGCACAGAAACAUCCCAUUCUUUUGCCUAAAGGGAACCACGUGACGGAUCUGAUCGUUCGCGAGGCCCACGUCCAAACCCUUCAUGCUGGCGUAACGACAACCCUCUAUACCCAUAGCAAAGUUAAAUACGUGGAACAAAGAUUAGAAUGA